Messenger RNA from Emiliania huxleyi CCMP1516, 636 nucleotides. RefSeq lists its product as hypothetical. The record is from RefSeq and is a predicted model, not a curated record. Lineage: Eukaryota; Haptophyta; Isochrysidales; Noelaerhabdaceae. The coding region runs from base 7 to 276 and encodes 89 amino acids. Gene Ontology annotation, molecular function: protein binding. The transcript has a single exon.
GCGGAGAUGGAUUCGCCGGCCGAUCCUCCGCGCGUCGUCCAUGGGACGCCAUCCAUCACCAGCUUCUUUCCCCCUGCUGCCCACCCGCCCAAGCGGCAGAAGACCGACGAGGAUCGGGCGGCGGCACGGCUGUCUGCCGACGACAAGUUCGAGGCUGGCGUGGCGCAGCUGCUCGAGAUGGGCUACGGAGAGACCGACGCGCGAGGGGCUCUGCGGCACAGCGCGGCGAACGUGCAGGCGGCGGUGGAGCGGCUCUUACAUGGCGUCUCUGGGUGACUCGCUGGGCCGAGUGUCUGGGGGUCAGGGAGCCGGCGCGACGGCCCGAGGCUAGGUGCUCGGCGUGCACACCACGUCACGACGGCAUUCCUGCGCGAAUUCCUCACUUGCGGGACAAGGCGCCCCCGGGCCCGUGAACAGCGACGCUAUUGUCUGUUGCGUGAAUGGAGGUUCCCGUGUUGCAUGUCUGACUGUCACUCUGUUUCGGGGCCCGGGGUUGUGCGUUUAUGUGAAUGGAGGUUUGUACGUACAUGUGCGUCUCUUCUUCUCCUAGAUGUAGAUGUGAUGUGCGGUCGUGUCUGAUUUGUUUUUGUUUGCGGCUGUCGGGUUUCUUUUCGUACGUCUCCGGUUUCGUGUUCC